ACUUGCAGCUCUCUACGAACAUUAUUUUUUAUUGAUAAUUAGCAGAAAAUAGAAAACAAUUUCUUCUUUUUCUGUAACCUUCUCGAUGAUCGUGCAGGGCUUCAAAUGAAUCCCCCUUUUUUUUCUUACCACCUCUAUAUCUGUGUCCUCCCUUCUCACUGCUACUCGUUCACCUUCACCAUUUCCUCGCCUCCUUGUAACUUUCAAAUCUCUGUUUUAUGCCUCUCUUCCCUUCUAUUUCCCAAACUACCCCUCUCAUUGUCACACGCACCAACACAACCAGCAUGGACUCGUCUCAAAACUGGCUCGGCUUCUCUCUUUCCAACCAACAGCAGUUACAGCACCCUUCAGAUUCGUCUCAGCUCUGUCUCUUUGAAGCUUUCGACACUAAUCACAAGAGAGUAGAUAGAGUGGAGGAAGAUGGGGGUAGUGCAACAGCAAACCUGUCGAUGUUCCCAGUUGGUCCAAAGCUUGAAGAUUUCCUUGGCGUUUGCGGCAGUUCCGGUGCCGGUGCCGGAACUGCAACUGGGGCUUCAAUGGGUCAGUUUCCCUGUGAGAACCCAGCGUCGGAGCCUGAAAAUGGCAUUUAUGAUUCCGAGCUAAAGACGAUUGCUGCUAGCUUUUUGCGUGGGUACUCUACUGAACAGACCGAAACUGAGAAGCCGGUUGUUCCGGUGGAGUCGGCCUCAAAGAAGGCGGUUGAUACGUUCGGACAAAGAACUUCAAUCUAUCGAGGAGUUACCAGGCAUCGAUGGACCGGGAGAUAUGAAGCUCAUUUGUGGGACAACAGUUGCAGAAGAGAAGGACAAAGUCGGAAAGGAAGACAAGUUUAUUUGGGAGGUUAUGAUAAGGAAGAGAAAGCUGCCAGAGCAUACGACCUUGCAGCUCUCAAAUACUGGGGUCCAACAACUACCACAAAUUUUCCGGUUUCAAACUAUGAGAAGGAGCUGGAGGAGAUGAAGAACAUGACCAGGCAGGAGUUCGUUGCUUCACUUAGAAGGAAAAGCAGUGGGUUUUCAAGAGGAGCCUCUAUUUAUCGAGGAGUCACAAGACACCAUCAACAUGGAAGAUGGCAAGCAAGAAUAGGGAGAGUUGCAGGCAACAAAGAUCUCUACUUGGGAACCUUCAGCACCCAAGAAGAAGCAGCAGAAGCUUAUGAUAUUGCAGCUAUCAAGUUUAGAGGAGUGAAUGCAGUGACCAACUUCGAUAUGAGCCGAUAUGAUGUGAAAAGCAUUGCCAAUAGCAAUCUUCCUAUAGGAAGCAUCACGAGCAAAAGCAAAGCUUCUUUAGAAUCAGUUUCUGAUAACAAGAGUAAUGAGGGAAGUAAGUCGGACGAUUCGUCAGUUUCGUUUGCAUCUCAGCCUUCAUCAUCUACUCUCAGUUUUGCCAUUCCCAUUAAGCCAGACCCCGCAGAUUAUUGGUCUAUUAUUGGCUUUCAAAACCCUUCAACAUCAUCCUCUCAGAACAAUGUAAAGAACCUUGGGGUAGAAUCAACAGCAGCAACCUUGUUUCAACCUUCAACAACAAAUGGUGCUUCUGCAUUUCAGAAUCUGUCACCCAGCUUCAACAUGGAUUUCUCCACAACUUCAUCUAUUAAUGAAACCAACGAUGGGUUCUUUAAUGGUGGGUUUCUUCAACAACAACAUCAGAGCAAUUCUAUCCCAUUGGCUACUCCCAUUACUGUAACUGGGGGCAACAGUUAUGAUGGUUCUGGUUAUGGUAGCUGGGUUACGCCUCUUCAUGCAUACCAAUCUGGAAAGCCCAAUCUUUCAGUGUUUCAGACACCGAUUUUUGGUAUGGAAUGAUCUCAGUAGUGGAAGGGAGGAGAAUCUGUGACAUCAAGGGCAGCAACAUUGCUAACGUACGCAGCAUAGCCAACUUGAACAGAUGAGAUGAACUGACAAAUCCUUUCAGAGAUAGCAGAGCUGACAGAAGACUAAACUAACAGAAAUCUAAGUUACGGUUAUGUUCCUUUUUUUUUUCUUCUCUUUUUUCCCUCUCGGGUUUCUUUUCCCUUUUGCUUUAUUUUUUUCUUUACUGACAUUAUUCAUAUAUGGGUAUAAGGGGAAAGAGAUCCUUUUGUAUCUUUUAUCCAUCCUAUUGGUAUUUAACUAUCUAUGAUAUGAAGAGAGUCCAAAUAUUAUUAGUUCC
Molecule: messenger RNA, 2151 nt
Organism: Nelumbo nucifera (sacred lotus)
Lineage: Eukaryota; Viridiplantae; Streptophyta; Magnoliopsida; Proteales; Nelumbonaceae
Gene: AIL5
Product: AINTEGUMENTA-like 5
Biological process (GO): regulation of DNA-templated transcription
Molecular function (GO): DNA-binding transcription factor activity; DNA binding
Source: RefSeq, a predicted model, not a curated record